Molecule: messenger RNA, 411 nt
Organism: Salvia hispanica
Lineage: Eukaryota; Viridiplantae; Streptophyta; Magnoliopsida; Lamiales; Lamiaceae
Source: RefSeq, a predicted model, not a curated record
AUGGCGUUGAACGGCAACCAGCACAAUAUGGGAUACUAUUUGGUGGAUGGGAUAUACCCAAACUGGCCCGUCUUUGUGAAGACGUUCAAGCAUGCGAUCGGACCAAAGAAGUCCUACUUUGCGAGCCGUCAGGAGGGAGCGCGCAAGGAUGUUGAGCGCGCAUUUGGUGUGCUCCAGAGUCGAUGGGGGAUGGUGAAGGGUCCGGCACGACAGUGGUAUAUUCCCAACAUCGGCGACAUCAUGUGCGCAUGUAUCAUUUUGCACAACAUGAUUGUCGAAAGUGAAGGGGACAAACUGACUCAGUGGACCAACGAAGAAGUUUUUGUGAGAAGUCAUAGUGGGAGGGCGCCACUGGAGACGCUCUUAUUAGAGAUUGAACUUCAAGUUAGGUCCCUAGAAAAUAAGGCUUAG